Messenger RNA from Schistosoma mattheei, 501 nucleotides. The record is from the annotation of a GenBank genome assembly. Lineage: Eukaryota; Metazoa; Platyhelminthes; Trematoda; Strigeidida; Schistosomatidae.
UUGCGAUUCAAGGAAGAAUGUUAAGAUUUAUUCUAAUUUUAUCAAUGAUUUUAUAUCAUUCUCUUACUGUGGCAACAGACUUUGAUAAAUGUGUACAAAUGUUGAUUGAUCUUCCCAACUGUAUGAUGGAAAAAUUCCGAGAUCAAACAAAAGAUAUCCAAGAUAAACUAAAGGAAUGCAAAGAAGAUGCAGAAUGUAAAAUGAAGUAUAUUAUUUGUGUACAAUCAAAACUAGCUUUAUGUGAUGACGAAGUUAUCAAAAAGCAAGUUCAAGAACAAUUGAAAUCAUUCUUGCAGUAAACUUGGUUCAUACAUAUAUUAUGAAACUGAUGUCAAUAGAACAGAUGAUCUGGUUAAGUAAUUUCUGUCAUAUUUUACCGAUAAUAUUUUUUUUCCUUGCACAUUCCCUGCAUACUUGUCAUACAUAGACUUCACACAACUAUGAGAUCACUUCAUCUCUUUCAAGUAGAAUUUUGUGCUUUAAAAUUAAUAAAUAUCUUAU